Molecule: messenger RNA, 885 nt
Organism: Knipowitschia caucasica
Lineage: Eukaryota; Metazoa; Chordata; Actinopteri; Gobiiformes; Gobiidae
Source: the annotation of a GenBank genome assembly
AUGAGCGAACGGAAACUAAUGUCAAUAGAUAUUGAGCCCAGUGUCUCUGAAAGCCAAAGUGAUCAGCAGCAGCGACUUCGGGCUCGUAGUGAGAACUCUUUCAAAUUCAACUUUCUCCCAGACAACUGUGCAGACAGUCUAAACCAAGCCUCUUUGCCAUCGGCGCCAGAAGAUACAGUCAGAGAUAUCACAUUUACUGGGACGAAUGAGAAUUUUGUUUUCAACUUCCAAAUUGACAGAGAAGAAGAAAUGGAAAAAGACAGCCCUACUUCAGAAACUUCUCCACACAAGCCACUGUGUGCAGAGAAUCCAUCUGUUCAGCAGUGCAGUUCUACUCCAGACACUGUGCCAACAUCCACGAGGCCGAAGAAGAAGAAAAGAACUGGAAGAAAUAAGGCAGCAAAUGGCAACACUAAAGAAGAGCUAAAGGAAGCAGCUGUGCAUGAAGGUGAAACUGCAGAGCUGAGUACAGAGGAGCAGUUUCAACGACAGCUAGACUGGUGCAUUGAACAUCUAGAUCUGGGAAUGCGGUCGCACAAAGCCACUCUAAAACAGAAGGAGGAGGCAUCCCGGGCCCUGAAGACUUUACGUAGUUCCAAAGCUCCACUCGUCAAAAAAAGGCAGCUGAUGAGAGCAAUGGCUGGAGACUACAGACAGAAAAUGGAAGAAGAAAAAUGCAAACAGUUUAGUCUUAUUCAGAAUGAAACUGCAUCAGCACAACUUCGAGCAGUGUCUGUUUUGCCAAAGAAGUCGUCUUUCCAUCGAAAAGCUCUGAUCAAAGCUCAAACACCACAGGGCACCGACAUCUCUGAUGCCACAGAAGCCCCUAACAAUAACUUUGUCCUUACACCUUCAAAUGAGGAGUUUCUCUUUAAUUUCCUGUAG